AUGGCUCGCCUUUCCAAGAUCGCUCUCGUCACCCUGGGAUCCCUGAGUGGAGUUAACGCAUGGGGAGCCCUGGGACAUGCAACAGUCGCCUACGUUGCUCAAAACUAUCUCUCUGCCAGCACGGCGUCCUGGGCGCAAGGCGUGCUUGGAGACACCUCUGGCUCAUACCUCGCAAGCAUUGCCUCCUGGGCAGACUCCUACCGCACCACCACCGCAGGCAAAUGGUCCGCACCUCUCCAUUUCAUUGACGCCGAGGAUAGUCCCCCCACCAACUGCAAUGUGGAUUACGCCCGCGAUUGUGGCAGCGCCGGUUGCUCCAUCUCCGCAAUUGCCAACUAUACCCAGCGUGUCGGGGACAGCCGUCUCAGCAACGCUCACGUCGCCGAAGCCCUCAAGUUCCUGGUCCAUUUCCUAGGAGACAUCACCCAGCCUCUGCACGACGAGGCGUACCAAGUCGGCGGCAACGGAAUCAAAGUCACUUUCGACGGGUACAGCGACAACCUGCACUCCGACUGGGAUACCUACAUGCCCCAGAAGCUCAUUGGCGGUAGCACGCUGGCCGACGCCAAGUCCUGGGCUACCAGCCUGGUCGGCGAGAUUGAUUCGGGCAGUUACCAGUCCCAAGCACCAAGUUGGAUCAAAGGCGACACGGUGACCGAUCCCAUUGCCUCGGCGACUCGCUGGGCGUCGGACGCAAAUGCCUAUGUCUGCUCGGUCGUCAUGCCCAACGGCGCGGCCGCUCUCCAGACGGGUGACCUCUACCCUACGUACUACAAUUCCGCGAUCGGAACGAUUGAGCUGCAGAUUGCCAAGGGUGGAUACCGAUUGGCCAACUGGCUCAACAUGAUCUAUAGCAAUGAGAUCGCGAAGCGCGAUCUGGAGGGUUACGUUGCAAAGGGCGCCAACGAUGGUCCGGAUUUGAUGGGUCGUGAUUUGUUGCCCGAGCCUCGUGGUGUAAGCCGGGCUCAGCUGGCUCGUGAUGCUAUGGGAGAGUCCUGCUGUGGGUCGGCCAGACACGCUCAUUAA
Messenger RNA from Penicillium oxalicum, 1026 nucleotides. Its product is annotated as S1/P1 nuclease. Gene Ontology annotation, molecular function: nucleic acid binding; endonuclease activity. Lineage: Eukaryota; Fungi; Ascomycota; Eurotiomycetes; Eurotiales; Aspergillaceae. The coding region runs from base 1 to 1026 and encodes 341 amino acids. Gene Ontology annotation, biological process: DNA catabolic process. The record is from RefSeq and is a predicted model, not a curated record. The transcript has 2 exons.